This is a messenger RNA of Staurois parvus, 603 nucleotides long. Lineage: Eukaryota; Metazoa; Chordata; Amphibia; Anura; Ranidae. The record is from the annotation of a GenBank genome assembly.
AGAGGAACACUGAAUCCCUCCUUCAGUCUUGCACAGGUGUACCGGCUCCUCCCCUACAGUCAUGCACAGGUGUACCGGCUCCUCCCCUACAGUCAUGCACAGGUGUACCGGCUCCUCCUCUCUACAGUCUUGCACAGGUGUACCGGCUCCUCCCCUUCAGUCUUGCACAGGUGUAGCCGGCUCCUCCCCUUCAGUCUUGCACAGGUGUACCGCUCCUCCCCUUCAGUCUUGCACAGGUGUACCGGCUCCUCCCCUACAGUCUUGCACAGGUGUACCGGCUCCUCCCCUUCAGUCUUGCACAGGUGUACCGGCUCCUCCCCUCCAGUCUUGCACAGGUGUAACUGGCUCCUCCCCUCUAGUCUUGCACAGCAAAUGUGGCUCUCCCCUUUCGGUCUUGCACAGGUGUAAGGAGCUGCUCCCCUAAGUGUUGGCAUGGUGGCUGUACUCGCUGCGCUCUCCUACAGUCAUGCACAGUGUUCUCACUGCACUCCAGGUGUUCUCACUGCAGUCUCCCAGUGUUCCUCCCUCCCAUCUGGCACUGCACUGGCUCCUCCCCUCCCAUGUUCUCGCUGCGCUCCCUUGUUCUCACUGCACUCCCGUGUU